AUGGCGAGGCUCCCGGGGGCCGCCCCGGCUGCUGCGGGAGUUGUGCUGCUACUUUGCCACUUUUUCCUGGGCCGCUUCCAGUUCGCCCACGGGGAGCCUGGGAACCGCAUCAAUGACUGGCAAUAUCAAGUUGGGCAGGCCUUCCCGCAAGCAGGAGAGGAGAUAGAAGUAGACACGCAUUCCUUCAGCCACAGGUGGAAAAGGAACACAGAUCUGCUCAAGGCUGUGGACACCAACCGAGCCAGCUUGGGCCAAGACUCCCCGGAGCCCCGAGGCUUCACAGACCUGCUGCUGGACGACGGACAGGACAACGCCACCCAGAUCGAGGAGGAUACAGAUCACAAUUACUAUAUAUCUCGGAUAUAUGGCCCAUCUGAUUCGGCCAGCCGGGGUUUGUGGGUGAACAUAGACCAAAUGGAAAAGGACAAAGUGAAGAUUCAUGGAAUACUUUCCAAUACUCAUCGACAAGCUGCAAGAGUGAAUCUGUCUUUCGAUUUUCCAUUUUAUGGCCAUUUUCUACGUGAAAUCACUGUGGCAACGGGGGGUUUCAUAUACACUGGAGAAGUUGUACAUCGAAUGCUGACAGCCACACAGUACAUAGCACCUUUAAUGGCAAAUUUUGAUCCCAGUGUCUCCAGAAAUUCAACAGUUAGAUAUUUUGAUAAUGGCACCGCACUUGUUGUUCAGUGGGACCACGUACAUCUCCAGGAUAAUUACAACCUGGGAAGCUUCACCUUCCAGGCAACCCUCCUCAUAGAUGGACGCAUCAUCUUUGGGUACAAAGAAAUUCCUGUUUUGGUCACGCAGAUAAGUUCAACCAAUCACCCAGUGAAAGUGGGGCUGUCUGAUGCAUUUGUCGUUGUCCACAGGAUCCAACAAAUUCCCAAUGUUCGAAGAAGAACAAUUUAUGAAUACCACCGAGUAGAGUUACAAAUGUCAAAAAUUACCAACAUUUCAGCUGUGGAGAUGACCCCAUUACCUACGUGCCUCCAGUUCAAUGGUUGUGGCCCCUGUGUAUCCUCUCAGAUUGGCUUCAACUGCAGUUGGUGUAGUAAACUUCAAAGAUGUUCCAGUGGCUUUGAUCGUCAUCGCCAGGACUGGGUGGACAGUGGAUGCCCUGAGGAGUCUAAGGAGAAGAUGUGUGAGACCAUCGAGCCAGUGGAAAGCUCUUCUCAGACCAGCACAACCACACAAGCAACAACUGUGCUAUUUAAGUUCUUAACAACCACCAGAGGAGCAGCGACAUCCCAGCUGCCCACCAGCCUGCCCACAGAAGAUGAUACCAAGAUAGCAUUGCAUCUAAAAGACAAUGGAGCUUCCACAGAUGACAGUGCAGCCGAGAAGAAAGGGGGAAGCCUGCAUGCUGGCCUCAUUGUCGGAAUCCUCAUCCUGGUCCUCAUUAUAGCAGCAGCCAUCCUUGUGGCCGUCUACAUGUAUCAUCACCCAACAUCAACAGCCAGCAUCUUCUUUAUUGAGAGACGCCCAAGCAGGUGGCCUGCGAUGAAAUUUCGAAGAGGUUCUGGCCAUCCUGCUUAUGCAGAAGUGGAACCCGUGGGAGAGAAGGAAGGUUUUAUUGUCUCAGAGCAGUGCUAA
Molecule: messenger RNA, 1593 nt
Organism: Pipistrellus nathusii (Nathusius's pipistrelle)
Lineage: Eukaryota; Metazoa; Chordata; Mammalia; Chiroptera; Vespertilionidae
Source: the annotation of a GenBank genome assembly